UAUCCAGCUUGAAGAUGGCCAAGAAACACGUAAAACGUGUAUUAAAUGAUGAUGAGCACGUGAAAGUUUCUCCUAAGAAAAAUAAAGUAAAGGAAGACGUGUCUCCUAAAAAGAAGAAGUCAAAACUUAAUUCUAAUAAGCCAAUUUUGAAAAUAAAACAUGAAAAGGACGGUGUUAAAAAGCUUUCUAAAAAAAAGUCGUUAAAAAAAUUGAAGACGCUGAAUGUAAAUGAAGACUUGCUUUCUGGAAGCUUAGAGGAUAGGAAACAGCUUCUGCAAGUAUUACAAAAGCUAAAGAAAAAAGAAAAGCUAAGUAAAAUAUCUGACAAUCAUGAAUCCAAAGAAAUAUCACGAAAAAGGAAGCAUCAGGCAAGUCAUUCAGAAUCCAAAAAGGAACAACUCAAAAAUGUUGAAAAUGAGGAAAUAUCUGUGGAAAAGAAGUCAAAGAAGAAUAAGAAAAUUCAAAAGUCUAAGGAUUCUGAAGAACCUUCAAACGCUCGAUCUGAUGUACAAGAGUCGACUGGGAAACCAAGACAGAAGAACAAUAUAGAUUCAUUUGACUCACCCACCAAGUCUAAGAAGAGAAAACAUAAGAAGACAUCUAAACAUGAGGAAGAAAGUGAUGUACUAGAAAAAUCAGACCAAGGAACAAAAGUUAAAAAAGAUAAAGUCAUAAGUACAAAAAGAAAAAGUCGAUUUGAGGAUAAAAGAGAUGAACGUCUAAAAAAAAGAAAAUUGAUCCGAGCAGAACAAGGCCAGUUUAGUUCAUAUAAUAAAUUAUCGGUCGAUGAAAUGAAAGCAAAAAUUACCGAUUUCCAAAGUCGUGAAAAGUUAUCCAAAACAGCUUUGAGAAAAUUGCGAGUUCUGAAGAAAAAACUCAGCGUGGCAGAAGGCACAGCUGAUAAAAAAGAGCCUGAAAAGCGGAAGUCUGAUGUUUUAGAGGAAUCUAUUCCCAAGAGUAAAAAUAAAAAGUUGAAAAAAGAUAAGGCAAUAAAAAAGAAACAAACCAAGAUUGAAAAAGAUAAUGAAGAUCACUCAGUACUCAGUGAAUCUGCUAUUAGCAGCAACAAUGAUACUAAUGAUAAAGACGUAAAAGUUGUUGAAUCAAAAAACAAAAAAUCGAAAAAAAAUAAUAAUCAAGGUAAGACAAAUAUUUCUUCAAAAAAAUCUAAUCAAUUAAAAAAAGUCGUUCCUGCCAAUGGAAUAGAAAAUGAUGAAGAAAAAGAUGAAAAAGAAGAUGGUGAGAUUAGCGACGAUGAAAAUGAAAUUCCGAAUGAAAAUGACAAAGUAGAUGAAAUUAGAGGAAAGAAAAAAGAUGAAAAUUUAAAAAAAGUUGACAAAACAAAUGUAUGUGACGACACUACUCCUCAAGUUAAAAAACAGAAUGAAAAUAGAAAUGAAGAAUCUCCUAAAAAGCGACGAUAUGUACUGUUUGUUGGAAACUUAACUUACGAUACUACAACUGUAGAUAUAAAAAAACAUUUCCUGACCAAAGUUGACAUGGUCAAAGAUGUCAGGAUCCCUUUGCUACCUAACACUAAUACGCCACGUGGCUUUGCAUACGUUGAAGUUGAAAAUACUAUGGAUUAUGAGAAAGCCCUUUCACUUCAUGGAACCUUUAUCAGGGGUAGAAUGAUAAACGUUGAGUAUUCAUUACCUGGGUCAAAAAAGGUUGGUAAGAAACCAGAACUUGUUCAUAAAAAUAAAAAGUUACAUGCCAUGCGAAAGGCUGGAAUGUUGGCGGGAAGCAAGAAACCCAAACCUUUUUAUAAAAAGCAGAACUCGUCGAGUGCAAAUGCGAACAAAGUUGCUCAAAACUAAUAUGAAAAUAUCGUACCAUAUUUUACCAUCGUGUACAUUACCUUGAUGCCGUUUUACUUGAUCUAGGUUUUUUAUUACAUGCUGGCAUUUUUUUACUGUUUACCAUAGAUACUGUAAUACGGAAAAUUUUUUUUUUUUUCGUGAGUUUUUAUUUCUUUAUGCACAAUGAAAAUUUCAUUGAUACUGAAAUCUCCACAGGCAAUACUGAUUUCUAGAUUUUUUCGAGUGACUGAUUAAUUAUAAAAAUGUAUUUUUAAAAGAGUCGCAAUAUAUUACAUUUAUAGUUAAAGAACAGAUAAAUCUUGUUUGAAUAUAUUAAAAAGUAUCUGCAUUUUUAAUAAUGUGUGAUAAUUUUUGUACAACAGCAUAAACUUUUGUAUGCAAACAUCACACAAUUGUUUAUUGUAAUCAAAAAAUUGUAAAUAUGCUCUUAGGUGUACACCACCCUGGAAUGAAUCAAAAAUAUUUUGUACGUAUAUUAUAAAAUAAACAUCAAAGGGUUACUUGAAA
Copidosoma floridanum is the source of this 2330-nucleotide messenger RNA. RefSeq lists its product as uncharacterized. Gene Ontology annotation, cellular component: cytoplasm; nucleus; nucleolus. The record is from RefSeq and is a predicted model, not a curated record. NCBI's taxonomy places the organism in Eukaryota, Metazoa, Arthropoda, Insecta, Hymenoptera, Encyrtidae. Gene Ontology annotation, molecular function: mRNA binding.